GGCAGCCAAUUUCCUCUCGGAGCCCCUGUGUGGACAUAGAUAAAAGGGCUCCGGAGUGUAUGGAGUGCACAAAGCUGAAGAACUCUCCACCUGUGCGCCCAGACAUCCUCUUGGACUUCACACCAGCUCCAUUACCAUGCGCCCUAGAGCUUGCGCCCCAGCCACUGCUGGCUCUGCGCUCUUUCCGUCAGGGCUGCUACUUCUCUUGUUGCUGGCCACUUUAGCCUGGAUUGCCAGUGCUUCCAGGGCAGGGGCGGUUACAGAGCUUCGCUGCAGGUGUGUGAAGACCACACAAGGGAUUCACCCCAAAAACAUAGCCAGUGUGGAAGUGAUCAGAGCGGGACCCCACUGUCCCAGACACGAAGUCAUAGCCACUCUGAGGAAGGGGAAUGAAAUUUGUCUCAACCCUGAAGCUCCUUGGGUGAAGAAAUUCAUCCAGAGAUACAUGAACGAUGAGUCUGCACUUUGAUUUACUUAAGUGGAACUGAGAAAGACCAGUGAAGUGAAGAUGCUCUAUAAGAAAAUUUGGAUUCCUUAGCAGAAAAUCUUUCAAGAAUUUUUUUUUGGAGGGGGACAGGACAAAGAAUACUGGAAGAAAAUGGACAUUCUUCUGGGUGUGUGUUUCAGCCAGCCUGUCUGCUAGCCAUCACUCACUGAUCCAGGAUUCAUAACGGAUCCACUUUAUGGACAGUACUCCCUGAACUUGGCAUUUUCGUUGCCUUAUUAUGAACUUGGCAUUGAUUUUUUUAAAAGUUAUUUGAGCUAUUUAUUUUUAUAUGGCAUAUUACUCCUAUAUAGUGAAAUCUUUGGCAAUUGACCAACUCUUUAGAAAUCACUCCACUAAGUGGCAGCUGGUAUCUCAAGAGUUAAAGAUAAGCACAAUACACUCCACAGCUUAGUAUAUGAAUAUGGGGUGAGUUUUAAUCCAAAAAUGAAACUAUGAUUAUUAGGAUAAUAGAGAUUAAAUGAAAGGCAUUCACUCCAACUGGCUCUGAAGAUAAAAAAGAUUUUGCAGUAGUCUCUAGCACAUUUGGUGAGGUUCAUAUCUCAGUCUGGAAAUAAUGAUCAAGAAAACUGGGGUGUCAUACAUCUAUCUGUUAUGUGUUACUUUACUUAGAAUUUCCAAGUAUUUGAGUUUUAAAGAAAGGAAUGUAUACUUGCCUUAUAAAUUUAGACAUGUGGUGUCUAUUUUAGUAUGGCAUAAUGCCAUUGCACAUGGAUCUUGUUAGAUAUUUAUUGAAUAGUAUUAGAAGCCAUGUUUACAUUGUUAGUCAUUAUAUAUACAUAUGUGUGCAUACAUAUAUAGAUGGGAAGGUAAAGAAGUUAAGGAAACAAUUAAAUUCCUGUUUGUGGCUUUUAUAUACUUGCAUUUUUGUAGAUCUAUUUUAUAAAAAAAGUGAAUUUAGUAAGAAUCAAUAAUAUUCUACAACAGUUUUGAGAGCUUACAAUAUAGUUGAACAAUUCUUCAUGUAGCUUUCUUUAAAAACUAAAUGAACUACUAACAGAGUUUUUGAAAAAAAAGUGAUUUAUGCUAUAAUGAACUGGCCAAAACCACUUUUUACCUUUUUUGUUAUAAGAAAUUAUUAUGUUAAUAUUAUGCUGCAUAAGUAUUUUUUUUCU
Messenger RNA from Vombatus ursinus (common wombat), 1620 nucleotides. RefSeq names its product permeability factor 2-like. Gene Ontology annotation, cellular component: extracellular region. The record is from RefSeq and is a predicted model, not a curated record. Gene Ontology annotation, molecular function: CXCR chemokine receptor binding; chemokine activity. The coding region runs from base 137 to 469 and encodes 110 amino acids. Lineage: Eukaryota; Metazoa; Chordata; Mammalia; Diprotodontia; Vombatidae. The transcript is spliced from 4 exons. Gene Ontology annotation, biological process: cellular response to lipopolysaccharide; inflammatory response; antimicrobial humoral immune response mediated by antimicrobial peptide.